AUGAGACUGGCCUUCGUCCUGGGCCGGUUCUGUCCACCUCCGGGCUUCCGAGCGCCAGCCGGCGGCACCGCGCGUUUAUACUCCACCUUCCGAGGGACCGCCCGCAGUCCUGCAACUCGACGCAUACCAUGGCGGAACAACCGGUAUACGAAGUACACGCUACGCGCAGGUGGUGCGGGGGUGAGCGCGCUGGGUACGGCUGCCUUCUUUGAGCUGUCACAAAAGGAUAAUGGGGGCACGGAUCAGACGGGGGAGAAGCGCAUGUUGGAGGCGAGCAGGUCCGAGAUCAAGAAGGAGGUUGCCGAGGACGAUCGGGGCAUAUCGAGGGCGUGGCAUACCGUGAAGCUGUUUGUGGACGUCUACAUCUGGGAACCCAUCUGCACUGGGCUGAGGUUCCUCCACCUUGCUGCCAUCUUUGUCCCUGUCAUCAUCGCGGUCCCCGUGAUAUGGAUUGGCAAGCGGCAGCCUGAUCGCGACAAUGAGAGGAGCGGAACAUUGUGGUGGUAUGGCUUCCUGGUCCAGUCUAUGGAAUGGGCUGGGCCCGCUUUCAUCAAGCUCGGCCAAUGGGCAGCAUCUCGCUCCGAUGUCUUUCCCGACGAAAUGUGCGAAAUCAUGUCGAAACUACACUCCAACGCACCGGCCCAUUCCAUGCAUGCCACCAGGCGCACCGUCUCUGCCGCAUUUGAUGGACGUGAUUUUGAAGACAUUUUCGAGGAAUUCGACGAGAAACCCCUCGGAGUUGGCGCCAUCGCUCAAGUCUACCGCGCCAAGCUGAAACCAGACCUCGCCGCGCCCAACGCCGAUAUCCCCGACGAGCCAAAGCCUCUCCGCCAGAAGGUGGCCAAGAAUGUCGACGCGGCCCUCAAGAGCACGCCCAAGAGGGUCCCCUCGACGUACGUCGCCGUGAAGGUGCUCCACCCCCGCGUGGAGAGGAUCGUCCGCCGGGACCUGCGCAUCAUGCACUUCUUCGCCUCCGUCCUCAACGCCAUCCCCACCAUCGAGUGGCUCUCCCUGCCCGACGAGGUCGCCCAGUUCGGCGAGAUGAUGAAGCUCCAGCUCGACCUGCGCAUCGAGGCCGCCAACCUCGCAAAGUUCCGCAAGAACUUCAAGGACCGCAGCACUGCCUGGUUCCCCUACCCCUACACCGAGUUCACCACCCGCAAUGUUCUCGUCGAGGAGUUCGCCCAGGGCAUCCCCCUCGCCGACUUCAUGGAGAACGGCGGCGGCGUCUUCCAGCACGACAUCGCCUCCGAAGGGCUAGACGCCUUCCUCCGCAUGCUCCUCAUCGACAACUUCGUCCACGCGGACCUGCACCCGGGUAACAUCAUGGUCCGCUUUUACCAGUCCGACGAACCGGACCUCAAGUUCCGCCGCCACGACAAGCACCCGCAGGAGCAGAACGACGUCACCGAGCAGGUCCUCGCCAGGCUGCGGCCCUUCCGCCACAGGAAGGACCCGGCCGCAUGGGACGCGGAGCUGAAAAAGAUCGACCACGAGGGGUUCCGCCCGCAGCUCAUCUUCAUCGACACGGGUCUCGUGACGGAGCUCAACGAGACGAACCGCAAGAACUUCCUCGACCUCUUCCGCGCCGUCGCCGAGUUCGACGGCUACAAGGCCGGCAACCUCAUGUGCGAGCGCUGCCGCCAGCCCGACGCCGUCCUCGACAAGGAGAUCUUCGCCCUCAAGAUGCAGCACCUCGUCCUCGGCGUCAAGAGCCGCACGCUCGCCCUCGGCAACAUCAAGAUCGGCGACAUCCUCCAGGAGGUGCUGGGCAUGGUCCGCGGGCACCAUGUCCGGCUCGAGGGCGACUUCGUCAACGUCGUCAUCAGCAUCUUGCUCCUGGAAGGCAUCGGGCGGAGCCUGAACCCCGACAUGGACCUCCUCAGCAGCUCGCUGCCCAUCCUGCGACAGCUGAGCGCGCAGAGCGGCACCGAGAUGGCGAAGCAUGGCGAUUUCAGCAUGUUGGUGGUGUGGAUGGGCCUGGAGACGAGGCGGUUCUUGCAGGCUAGCAUCGAAGAUGUUGAGCGAUGCGUCAAAUACGAUCUCCUUUCUCCAAAUGUGUAA
Molecule: messenger RNA, 2064 nt
Organism: Colletotrichum karsti
Lineage: Eukaryota; Fungi; Ascomycota; Sordariomycetes; Glomerellales; Glomerellaceae
Product: ABC1 family protein
Exons: 3
Coding region: 1-2064 (687 amino acids)
Cellular component (GO): mitochondrion
Source: RefSeq, a predicted model, not a curated record